This is a messenger RNA of Oncorhynchus nerka (sockeye salmon), 3715 nucleotides long. RefSeq names its product collectin-12-like. The coding region runs from base 595 to 2817 and encodes 740 amino acids. Gene Ontology annotation, molecular function: signaling receptor activity. The transcript has 10 exons. Lineage: Eukaryota; Metazoa; Chordata; Actinopteri; Salmoniformes; Salmonidae. The record is from RefSeq and is a predicted model, not a curated record.
UUUAGCCCCCCUGCCCAACCCCUUUGAAAUGGUCUUUAAUGGGUACCAGAUUUUUCACCCAGUAAUCUAAUCUCUUGCCAGCAGUUUCUCAAGGUAUCCUACAGUUUGCGCUGAAAGGCAUCCUCACCUUUAAGGAGAGCGAGGAGUGUGUGGGGUGUGUAGAACGGAGCUGCAGACGCGGGACUUCCUUCGGCUCUAAAAUGUUUGUGAGUUUGUGAUUGUGGUCAGCGCUGCACACUGGAAAGAGCCAUAUUUAAUAUAACCUAACAAAAGUCACGGGUGCAUUUUCCAGCGCAACACAAAAUAUUACGAAUACGGGGAAAUUUAACUUUCUCUGUCCAGAUUUUAUCCAACAGUGUGGGCAAAUAACGGAACAAUGGGAUUCUAACGGGAUGUUCGAGAUUAACAUUUUACGGUCGUGCGCAGUCCUCAAAUUCUGAAUUUGGAUGAUCGGAACUUUUUUGUGCGAGCGUUUAGUUUGCUGUUCUCCCAGCAACUGAUUCAAACCUGCUCGUUUGGACUGAAUUUUGAGAUGAACAAAAAGUGACAUAGCGACUCAUCUCUUCUGCACUCCUAACCGAUUUAUACAACGCCAUGAAAGACGAUUUUGCCGACGAGGAGGAAGUACAGUCUUUUGGAUACAAGCGGUUCGGUAUCCAGGAGGGUACCCAGUGUACUAAGUGUAAGAAUGAGUGGGCACUGAAGACCUCCAUAGCACUGCUCUACGUGCUGUGCACUCUACUCACCAUUGCUGUUGCUGUCCUCGGGUAUAAAGUGGUGCAAAAGGUUGACAAUGUGUCCGAAGGUAUCGAGAGCUAUGGGGGGAAGAUCAUUGCUGUGGAAACAGACUUGAAAAAGCUAGAUGACCAGACUGGCGAGAAGUCGGAGAACACCACCACAGAAAUCCAGGCCUUUAAGAACAACAUCUGGGCUCUGCAGAGGCAGCUGUCCGAGGUGGCUGAAAGGAGCAGUAGUAACCGGGCAGCCCUGGGUCGUCUGCAGGAUGCUGGCCAGGACAUGCAAGGCAGCCAGGGCUCCAUCCAGGGUCUGCUGGAUGCCAACACAGCCAUGCUGAGGUCCGUCAACGGCACCUUGCGGGCCUACGGCGGCACCAUGGAGGGUCUUCAGGACGACACGGCUCGGCUGCAGACGGAGCUCCAGGAGCAGGUUCGGCAGCAGGGCCAGGCCCUGUUCAGCAUCGGGAAUCUCAACCUCACCCAGGCCCAACAAAGGGGCCUGAUCUUGGCUUUGCAGAGGUCAGUGGACGACACCAGCCAGGCAAUCCAGAAGAUCCGCAAUGACUUCCAGAGCAUAGAGCAGACGGCCAGGCAGACUAAGUCGGAUGCUGAUUGGCUGCGGGAGAAGGUGCAGAACCUCCAGGUGCUGGCCUCCAACGCCUCUGUCCUGGCCAAGGCCAACAACGACAUUCUGGAGGACGUGGGUUCUCAGCUGGCCUCGCUGUCCGGACAGCUGCAGAACACCUCCAGCCUGGCGGAGAACCACGACCAGACCCUCAGGGAGAUCAUGGACCAGCAGAGGGACCAUGACAACCUCACCUCCUCCAAGUUCGACCAGCUGGAGAUACGCCUGGACGAGUCGGAGGGGAGCAUCGACCGUGUCACGGGCAACAUCAGCUUUACAACCCAACUCCUGGGCGCCAUCAAUCUCAACCUCAACGAGCUGCGCACCUGCGCUGAAACGGUAGGACGCCACUCCGACUACCUGGCUGACCUGAACUCCACGGUUUUGGACGUGAGGUCGGACACCACCACACUAAGGUUGCAGCAGGACGACCUGGCGGCCCGCCUCGACAAAGAGGUCACCAGCCUCUCCAUUGUCAUGGAGGAGAUGAAACUGGUGGACAGCAAGCACUCACAGCUAAUCACCAACUUCACCAUUCUCCAGGGUCCACCUGGUCCCAGAGGCCCGCGGGGAGACAAAGGACCCCAGGGAGUGGCAGGUCAGGCCGGUCAGAAGGGGGAAAAAGGGGAUAAAGGUGGGCCUGGGGUGCAGGGGCUCCGUGGAGAGAAGGGAUCACCAGGACCACUGGGACUAACAGGUUCCAGAGGUCAACAAGGCUCACGGGGCAACCCAGGUUCAAAGGGCUCCCGAGGGUCAGGCGGCAGGGCAGGACCUCCGGGUGCGAAGGGUGAGCCAGGAACGGCUGGGCUCCUUGGGAGAGAUGGACAGCCCGGUCCUCAGGGGCCCCAGGGCCCGCCGGGAGACCUAGGACAGGUGGGGCCGGCUGGGGUACAGGGACCCAGGGGAGUGAUGGGGCCUGUGGGGGCCCCAGGGCCACCUGGACUACCAGGACAUCCUGCCCGACCUGCAGCAGUAGCAGCAGUGCCUUUGGCCUCUGUCUCUCUGAAGAGUGACUCCCCCGCCCCUACAGUGUUGGCCCCAGGUUGUCCUCAUGAGUGGGUUGGCUUCAGAGACAAAUGCUACCACUUCUCCAGGGAGCUGCACAACUUUGACGAUGCAAAGAAAAGCUGUGAUGCCCAGACUGCGUCAAUGGUGAUCAUUAACGAUAUCGCUGAACAGAAAUGGCUGCAGAAGCAGACCUCUGGAAAGGGCUACUUCUGGAUGGGUCUGACAGAUAGGGAGAAGGAGAAUGUUUGGCACUGGCUGGAUGGAACCGAACCUGCCUUCACGAAGUGGAAGCCGGGCCAGCCAGACAACUGGAGCCACGGGCAUGAGAGAGGAGAGGACUGCGCAGGCCUCAUCCACGAGGGACUGUGGAAUGAUUUCUUCUGUGAAGAUCUCAUCAGCUACAUCUGUGAGAAAGCCAUGGAGAGCUCAAAAACUCCAGGGUUAUAGCACCCUCUGGGGAAGAAGAAUAAGAAGCACAGUUGAGUCAGAGGCGGUGUGGUGAGCAGCAUUAUGUUCCACCCACAAGUGUAACUAGCCCUCUGACACACUUUUGCAUGGAUAUGCUGUAUGGAGAGAGACGAGGGACAAACUGCACAUGCCUGAAUCGGGACUAAGGCUGCAUUCACUGAGCUUUCCCCCUCGAGUGGCCAGAUUCAGCUAUCCUCCAAAGUGAUUCCAGACCAUUACUUCCAGAAUUUGCAUUCCAACAACAUGACAAUCAAGAGUUGAGAGGAUCCAUAUUGUUUUUUAAAAUAAUGACCCAAGUAAUUGACUCAUAGAUUGGUCUCAUUGUUUUUAAUGCUGUUUUUUUGUACGACUUUAGUCCAUUUAUAUCCGAUUAUCUGAAUGUAUAUUUUCAUAUUGCAGUUCUUCUCAAUGUAGAUCAUUAUUUCAGCAGUGCCAAUGGGAAUCACCACAGUGCCCUUUUCACGGUUUAAAGUCUAGUUCCACAAUGAUGUAAGGUGCAAAAUGAUGCGCAAAAAAAGAAGCUAAGAAAUGUCGCUGAUAUGCUAUCCUUGAGGAACACCCGUCCUUUCUCAAACCUCAAGAACUGUCUAGCUAUAUAUAUAUAAAACUAUGUUAUUAUACACAUGCAUUUGAAUAAAUGAUGUAUUUACACACAACAGUCAGAAGGUCUGCUUGGUUGUAAGUCAAGAUUGCACAAGUGUACAUGUUAGUGUUUCUUGACGGCACUGUACUUUGGCUUAUGGUGCCUGUAUUGUUUUAUGAGUGUGAACUUUCCACAAAGUAGCAAUAGUCUGUGGUCACGUUCCAGGCUGACUACAUUGCAAACGUUGCAUUUACAUCAACCAAUGGUUGCGAGCGACCCCCCCCCCCCCCCCCC